CGCGCCCCUGGCUGCUCGGGUCUCUCCGCAGCUGCUCCCAAGUUUGGUCCAGGUGCCGCCGGCCCGCGCUGCGCCCUCGCCGCUGCUCCGGAGCGCCCCGGAGAAACGCCGCCGCCGCCAGUCGGGCUGGCAAGAUGACCGUCAAGGUGGACUUCGAGGAGUGCCUCAAAGACUCGCCCCGCUUCAGGGCUGCCAUUGAGACGGUGGAAACAGAUGUUUCUGUCUUGGAGACCCAGCUGGAAAAGCUGCUGAAGCUCUGCACCACCAUGCUGGAAUCGGGGCGCCAGUAUUGCACUCACAGCAAGAACUUUGUGUCCGGGAUCCAGGAACUCUCCCAGAAUUCUCCGGGGGACAACAUGAUGGCUGAGUGCCUAGAAAAAUUUUCCACGAGCUUGAACAAAAUGAUUGACGGCCAAGAGGAAUUUCUGGAUGUGACGCAACAGUCCCUGAAGCAUCAGCUGCAGACUCUGGUGAAAGAAGACAUGAAGCAUUUCAAGGAGUCCCGGAAGGAAUUUGAGCGGGGCAGCGAAAGCCUGGCCAGCGCCUUGCACCACAACGCCGAGGUGCCCCGCCGGCGUCACCACGAGGCCGAGGAGGCGAUGGUGGCCCUGAAGGUGGCGCGCACCACGUUCCGGGCCCGGGCCCUUGACUACGUGCUCCAGAUCAACGUGAUCCAGUCGAAGAAGAAGUUUGAGAUACUGAAGUUCAUGUUGGCAUUCAUGGAGGCCCAGUCCUCCUUCCUUGAGCAGGGGUUCCAAGUGGCCAAACAGCUGGAGCAGUAUCGCAAGGACCUGGCGGUUCAGCUCCAUCAGUUGGUGCUGGAGUCGGCCCGAGAAAAACGGGAAAUGGAACAGCGGCACACGGCGAUCAAGCAGAAGGACCUGUCGCAAGAGGACGUGGUUCCCGAAAUCCGGGCGGAGCCAGGCGGGGUGGUGAUGGAAGGAUACCUGUUCAAGCGUGCCAGCAACGCCUUCAAGACGUGGAGCAGACGCUGGUUUUCUAUCCAGAGCAACCAACUGGUGUACCAGAAAAAGGCUAAGGAUGCCGUAACGGUGGUAGUAGAAGACCUCAGGCUCUGCACGGUGAAGCCCUGCCCCGAUCACGAACGCCGCUUCUGCUUUGAGGUGGUGUCACCCUCCAAGAGCUGCUUCCUCCAAGCGGAUUCAGAGCGGCACCAACAAGCCUGGGUCUGCGCAGUUCAAAACAGCAUUGCCUCAGCUUACAACGAGGAACACCCGGCGUUCCUGGGGCAGCCCCUGGAACGGACGGCGUCCCUCUCGGCAGCCAAGCUGCAGUCCCCAACCAGUCGGAAACUCCGGGGCGGAGUAGACAAGCACGUGGUGGACCAGGUGCAGCGGAUGGAGGGCAACGCUCAGUGCUGUGACUGCCGGGAGCCGGCCCCCGAAUGGGCCAGCAUCAACUUGGGCAUCACGCUCUGCAUUGAGUGUUCCGGCAUCCACAGGAGUCUUGGCGUCCAUUUCUCCAAGGUGCGGUCGCUGACCCUCGACUCAUGGGAACCAGAGCUUGUUAAGCUGAUGUGCGAGCUGGGAAAUCGUGUCAUCAACCAGAUAUACGAGGCUCGGGUGGAGGAGAUGAACAUGAAACGGCCCCAGCCAGGCUGUUCGCGUUCAGAGAAGGAGGGUUGGAUCCGGGCCAAGUAUGUGGAGAAGAAGUUCAUCACCAAGUUUCCCAAGACUGGGGUGCGCCUGAAUCGGGGCGGGGAUGUCCGGGGGCCUGAGAAGCCCCCCAAACCGGUCCUCAAACCCAAGCCUCCACACCAGACCCGAGGGACUGCAGGCAGCAGUAGCCCCAGCCGUCCAAGCACCAUCUCAGGGCUGCGGGAAGGGGUGUCUCCAGGUGCUGCCUCCGCUUCUGAGGAUCUGCAAAACCUGCACCCGGGGGCCCUGCUGUACCGUGCAGCAGCCGCACCCCCAAGCUUGCCCACGAUGGCGGACGCCCUGGCCCACGGCGCAGACGUCAACUGGGUGAACACAGCCCACGAAAGCCGUACCCCCUUGCUACAGGCGGUUGCCGCAAAUUCUCUCUUGGCCUGUGAAUUCUUGCUGCAAAACGGAGCCAGCGUCAACCAGCCUGACAGCAGAGGCAGGGGUCCGCUACACCACGCUACCAUCCUGGGACACACCGGCCUGGCUUGCCUGUUCCUCAAGCGCGGUGCCAAAAUGAACGCGGCCGACGGAGACGGGAAGGAUCCUCUCAGCAUCGCCAUAGAUGCAGCCAAUGCAGAUAUCGUGACCUUAUUGCGGUUGGCUAAGAUGCGUGAAGCUGAGCUUGCCAUGGGCCAAUCAGGAGACGAAACCUACCUUGACAUCUUCCAUGACUUUUCCCUCAUGGCGUCCAACGACCCGGAGAAGCUGACGCGGCGAAGUGGCGACCUGAAACUGACGACGUUGUGAAUCCUGGGGAAUCCCGCUCUUCCCCGCUGCCCUCCCAAAAAGAUGAUAAUAUGGGGCGGGGCGGGGAGGAGGAGAGGCACCCCUUGGGCGUGUCGGCCUUCAAAAACUCUGGGGACAGCAGCAAGCCCCAGUCGACUCCUGGAGACAGACGGGGGCGGAAGCCAAGACAGACGGGGUGGCCGAGAAUGGCCACCCUAAAUCUACGUCUCGCUCUCCUCUUUCUACCCUGGCUGGUUUGGACCCCUUGCAGGAAAUGCAUCACAGGGUUUUGUUGAGGGACCCGGCAAGGAUGAAGAAUUCCGCUCUCCCGCUGCAGCACUCGGAGCUUGUUUUGUGCCGCCGCCAGUAUUAUUUUUUAAUUUAUUGCUCUUGGACAGGAGAGUGUCCUGUCUGCGCCACGCUUGUCGCCACGGGACGGAUGAGAAGCGGAUUGUGCCUUUGCCUCUCCUGUGAUCCAGCCAUCACUUCCCACCCUGUGCCUCGAAGAGGCGAUCCCGCUUCCCAGGGAAGCGGUUGUGGGGGUGGGGGAACGUUAGCGGGGAAAGCUGUAGGUUAUAUGUCGGGAGAGGACACGGAAUAAACACAGCGACCCAGAGAGAGA
This is a messenger RNA of Elgaria multicarinata webbii, 3015 nucleotides long. It is a transcript of the gene ACAP1, whose product is annotated as ArfGAP with coiled-coil, ankyrin repeat and PH domains 1. Gene Ontology annotation, molecular function: GTPase activator activity; protein binding. The transcript is spliced from 23 exons. NCBI's taxonomy places the organism in Eukaryota, Metazoa, Chordata, Lepidosauria, Squamata, Anguidae. Gene Ontology annotation, cellular component: cytoplasm. The record is from RefSeq and is a predicted model, not a curated record. Bases 135 to 2414 code for a protein of 759 amino acids.